Bombus pyrosoma is the source of this 1008-nucleotide messenger RNA. RefSeq lists its product as uncharacterized. Lineage: Eukaryota; Metazoa; Arthropoda; Insecta; Hymenoptera; Apidae. Gene Ontology annotation, biological process: DNA integration. Gene Ontology annotation, molecular function: nucleic acid binding. The transcript has 2 exons. Bases 1 to 1008 code for a protein of 335 amino acids. The record is from RefSeq and is a predicted model, not a curated record.
AUGCCGGUCAGUGGAAAACUCCAACGACUCAACCCCUUUCUAGAUAAGUCAGGAAUAUUGCGCGUCGGGGGUCGACUGAGUCAAGCACCGAUGGCCUUCCCACAAAAACAUCCGAUCAUACUGCCCAAAGCUCCUACCACAUCACUCAUAAUCGAAAACGAGCAUCAGGUAUGGCGCACGAUCAAGGGUUGCGUCCGCUGUUGUCGUGCUCAUCCACCACCGGUACACUACAUAACGGGUAACCUGCCGGAGGCUCGAGUAACGGAAUCUCGACCAUUCGCAAACGUCGGCGUCGACCAUUGUGGUCCAUUUUACAUUAAGGAGAAACGAGAUCGUAACCGCCGCCUGGUCAAGGUAUACGUAGCCAUCUUCGUACCCCUAGCAGUCAAGGCGGUGCGCAUCAAACUCGUUGGCGAUCUCACGAGCGAAGCCUUCAUCGCCGCUCUUCGUCGAUUCAUCGCACGGCGAGGGUUUUGUUCGACGAUCCAUUCCGAUAAUGGCACAAACUUCAUCAGCGCCAACAACGAAUUAAAGGGGCUCCACGAGUUAAUAAAAUCGGAGGAUCACAACGAAAAGGUAACUACAUACCUGGCCGACAAGCAAAUCGAAUGGCGCUUCAUAACCCCUCAUUCCCCGCAUUUCGGUGGGUUAUGGGAAGCAGUGGUGAAGUCAUUCAAACAUCACUUUCGUCGCGUCGUUGGUAAUGAACUGCUUACUUUCGAACAAUUCAAUACCCUGGUUAUCGAAAUAGAAGCAGUUCUUAUCUCCCGACCAUUAACACAACAUCACACGGAUGCUCGCAUCCAGUGGGGAUGUUUAAGUUGCGAAAGGAGUUUCCCGAAACUCCAUGGGCAAAGUGCUACAACCCAAAAUGUAGUGGCACUAAUCAGAGAAAAGGACAAAUGUGGAGCUUGCCCCAUGAGCUUCGGGACUCAAAGAGGAUUAUCCACCCAUGAACGGCCGCCGCCCCGUGGCGUGCGGAAUCCCUUUGGUGCGACGCUCUGCUGA